GGAGAAGGCAGGAGAAUGGGGUUGAGAGGGAAAUAGAUCAUUCAUGGUUGAAUGUUAUAGACUCGAUGGCCUAAUUGUGCUUCUAUGACAUGAACUUCUGAAUGUUCAAUCUUCUGUUUCAGUGCGCAUGGGAAGAUCAGAGAAAACUUCAACUGCCAUAAUAAUAAUAACAGCAUCAGUCUGUAGAAGGCACCUGACCCGAAGAGUCAACUGUCCAUUUGUUCCACCGACGCUACUUGAUCCACUGGGUUCGUCGAGCACUUUGGUUAGUUUGGUUUAGAGAUACAGCAUAGAAACAGGCCCUACGGCCCACCGAGUCCAUGCCAAUCAUUGAUGGCCCACACACUAGUUCCACGCAAUCCCAUUUUCGCACCCUAUGCACUAAUUUUUAGAGGCUAAUUAACCUAUAAUUCUGCAUGCCAUUUGAAUGUGGGAAACCCAUGCAGUCACCGGGUGAAUGUGAAAACAACUCCACACAGACAAGCACCCGAGGUCAGGAUCAAACCUGGGGUCUCUGGUACUGUGAGGCAGAAGCUCUUCCUGCUGUGCCACAUUGCCAUCACAAGACAUUGCUAAGACAUAUUUAAUAUUCCUAUUUCAGUGCAUUUGGGAAGAUCAGAGAAAAUUUAAUUUGCAGCUACCCAGCAAUAAUAAUAAUAAAUCUGUCUGAUGAAGGACCCUGACCCAAAAGGUCGCCUGCCCAUUCCUUCCACAGAUGCUGCCUGACUUACUGUCUUCUCUCAACACCAUUUAGCUGAGUCUAGCAAUACAGUGUGAUAUUGCUAACUUAAAAACAAAUUGUAAUAUAUGUAAAUUAUUACAUAUGUAAAAUGUUAUAAUUUAAAAUUAUAAUUUGUAUGGGCAACGCUGUGCUGCACAUGGUCUCACAGCACCAGAUUUGAUCCUUUUUUACCCAUGUUUGAUCCUGUUCUUGGGUGCUGUCGGUGAGGAGUUUGUAUGUUCUCCCUGUGACCGCGUGGGUUUCUUCCGGCUGCUCCGGUUUGCUGCGUAUUCCCCAAGCGUGCAGGGAGUGGAUGGGAAAGUGGGAUAAUAUAGAACUGGUGUGAAUGGAUGAACGAUGGUCAGUGUGGACUCGCUAGUCCGAAGGACCUGUUUCCAUGCUGCAUCUCUAAACAAAAAAAAACUAACAUUGGUAUUUUUUGGAAAGACACAACAUGCUGGAGUAACUCAGCCGGUCAGAUAGGAUCCCUGGAUACUGUUGGAUAUUGGCAGACACGGUCAUGUAUGUACCAAGAGGAAUAUUAGUCCAGGAAAUUCACAGUAAGUUUAAAAAAUGUACUUGCACAGUCAAGUAAAAUGAUGCAUGCGUGUGGGUGCACACUGUACGUGUGUGGUUGUUUACGUGUCCUUUAAGCGAGUGAACGAAACAGGUAAUUCCCGAUCAGUAAUGGAUUUCAAUGCUUAAAAAAAAAUCCGACCUUCAGUUUAAAUGAUCGUUUCCCAGUUGAAGAAUGCCAGCGGGUUAUUUGCAAAGCUAGUGGCGCGGAAACGUCAGCUUGAUCUGAAGCAUCGCCAUCUGUCACCUUGACUGAGAAACACCCAGUCGCCGGGCUCAGGUGCAGAGCGCUAUUUACAUGGUUCACACCUGAAGCAGUUUUGUUUUAAUUUGAAAAAAAUGAACUCGAGGAAGCCAAAAGCAGUGAAUGGUUUUCUGUGUAUACGUGGCUGUCGGGUCGAUACAUUUGAAGUAUUAAUACAUUCCACAGACAAGGGAGGCACCAUUGUAGCCUCUUUUGAAUGAUACAAACUUUGAGUGUGGUGGGAGGCAUCUGUCACAUGCGCCUGAGUAGUCGAGUAAAAAAAAUAACGACAACCAAAGAACCCGGCGACCCUUUACAACAAGGAAGGAAAAAGACUUCGAUAGGAAAUGUUUUGAACAAAGUAAUGUCGCGAAGCUUCAACAACCCUAACUCUGGAUACUGUUAAUUGCAAACCAUGGAAUGCAGCGACUGGUAAAGCGCCAUUGAGCGGGAAUAGUCUCCCCGAUGGCGGUUUACAAAAAAAACUGGGCGAGAGAGCAGUGUAGUCCCUUCCUGCAAAAAGCGGUGACUCAAACCUAACCAUCCGGGGCUCCUUAAACUCGUGAACAACUUUUAUUUCAAACUUCCCAGUUUCCCUCUGCAUCCGGCGCGCUGUGUAAGUUUCAGUUCUGUACAGUGCUGACGUAUGAUCAGGAACAGAUUUUGUUCUACUUUAUUUUUUGUUUCCACAGGCCGAAUACAUCGUUCCGUUUCCGUGGGGGACAGCGAUCGUAGAUGUUAAAUUGCAAUCUGUUUCAUAUUUUAAGAUUUGCAUCAAUCCAUUGUCAGGCGCAGGCUAUUCUUGAGGGAGAACGGUUGUGAAAAAUAUGUAAUGUCUGCCUGGCGUGUUGGAACAUGCACCUCGCACAGCUGAGCCAUGGUCGAAGAUGGCGGAGUUGUUAUCUUGGGAGGCAGACACCAGCGCUGCGGCAGAGGUGUACCUGGCAGACAACAGGCUGAAUUUAGACGUCUAUCCAAAUGGCACCAGGCACUUUUUGGUGCUGUGCAAUGCUCGCAGGGAGGAGUUACUACAGAUUGAGUUUCUACGACUAAACUGCAAUGAGGAGGAGAUCAGUUCAUCACUUUCCAUCAUUCCUGAACUACGGCAGCUGAAAUCACUCGUGCUUAAAGGUGGUCAUCUAUGGGAUGAAUAUGGCAUGUGUCUGCCUGGUCUCGUUACAACUUUGCCUGUGGAGUUUACACAUCUCCAGCACUUGACCCAUUUGGAUCUGAGCUUCAACAGCUUCACCUCUUUGCCUGAAUGUGUGACAGAUUUAAAGGAGCUGACGGUGCUCUUGCUGAGUCACAACAAGCUGGCUGCGCUGCCCGACAGCAUUGGCAAGCUGGUAAAACUGACUUUUCUUUCCCUGAUGAAAAACCAGCUGAGGGUGCUGCCCGCAAGCGUUGGUGAACUUGUAGCGCUUCAGAGAGCAGACUUGUCCGAAAACGAACUGGAAUUGCUUCCCGACGAGAUAGGAAACCUCUGCAGUUGUACCUGGAUAGACCUUUCGGGGAAUCGACUGAAAACUCUCCCAUCCUCACUUGCAAACAUGACAUCUCUUGGGGAAUUGCAUCUGCACAGCAAUCAACUAGUAACGGUCCUGGCAAGCCUUGCAGACCUCCCCAACUUGUCAAGACUUGCCCUGCAGAACAAUAGUCUGCGCUCGGUGCCUCCUGAGAUUCAGAAUUUCCCCUUUGUGCAUUUGGAGGGCAAUCCAAUAGGAGAGACAGACAGCCCUGAAGAACAAGACCAUGCCGAACCAAAAGAAGUUGUGAGCCGAUACCUUACGUCUAAUUCAGACAGCUUUACUGUUACUGCUGAAGGCUGCAAUGUUGUUUUGCCCUGCGGGAUUGAGAUCCAUUUCCCUCCGGAGGCAGUGUCCUUGGUGGCUGUGAUUUCCUGCAACAUAAUCCCUCCCGACCCCCAGCAGGUGAAACUCGGCCAUCACGACUUCCUACUGAGCCCUGUAUUGGAACUCCUUCCUCACGGAAUACAAUUUGAAAAGGAAGUGAUGAUCUGGAUGCCGUAUAUUAUUCCUCGAUCUGACCACCGAAGAGAAGUUGUGAUGAGAACAUUCAAUGGGAGCUGGACCAACCUGGAGACCAAGAUUUCCAAGUCGCGACAUGUGGCCUGCUGCAGAGUGCUCCACUUCUCCUGGUUCAUUGUCAUCUCGCGGCUGAGGGAGAAUACGUGCACCGUCCCCAUGGAAGGGACCUUGUUGUUCUCGUCUGUGGAUCCCAACAUCAAGGUGACCUUUCCAUCCGGUGCAGUGAACCACACACGCAGUGUGAAAAUGCAGGUGUUGCCUGUUGCGAUGGAGGAGUUACAUGAACUAACAGAUGAUCAGGAUUCUCUCGCAAGCCCUUUGCUCUGCUUGUCUCAAAACUCAGCUGACAACUUUCUGAAACCAGUAAAGAUUCAGCUUCCAUUACCUUCCGGAAUCACAGGUUUGAAUCUGGACCGAUCCAAAGUUCAUUUACUCCAUGGAGAUCCAGAGGUUGAGGACUGGAUGGACAUUACGAAUCAGGUGGUGCUGGAAUUCACUCACCUUUAUGCUAUUUUUGAAGUUAACCACUUCUCAUGGUACUGGCUGUGGUACACAACCAAGACGUACGUUGGUGGAAUCGCUCAAAAAGUAUAUGAACGCCUGAGGAGGUGGCAGGUCAACUUCCUGGCGCGGCAGAGGAAGAGGGAUCCAGAACAAAUAUUCCUACAGUGCGUUCCCAAACACAAGGUUGAGUCUGUUUGCAAGAAUUUGCAGAAGAGGUAUUGGGGACCCGAGCCAUCUGAUAUUGUCGAAAUGUUUGAAGGAGAAGAAUUCUUUGCUGGAUUUGAAAAGGGAAUUGAAAUUGUUUCAGAUCGACCAGAUUGCAUAGAUGGGAGAAUCAGUUUCACCUUUUACUCGCAUCUGAAGAACAGCAAAGAGGUUUAUAUCUCCACUCUAGAUGACAGGAAAACACAGGCUGUGAAAGGACAGGUUUCCUUUUACCGAGGAUCCUUACCAUCAAAUAUACCUGAAGAGGCUGCGAGGAAGCGAAAAGGACCAGAUUCGAUGUGGCUGGCCACUUUGCCAAUCAAGUUGCCAAAACAGAAAACAAGACUUCAUAAUGAGUCAAGAAAGGAAUCAUCAUAUCCACCGUUAAAUCUAGGUGAUGAAGAGACUGGCUACCUGACUGAAGUGAAUCUUUUGAGUAUUGCCAGAAGGAUCGGGCCAGAAUGGCAGAACAUUGGAAUAAAUCUCGGUUUAACCUACUCACAAUUGGAAAGAAUAGCCCACAAUCACAGGGACGACCUGGGCAAGCAAAUCCUGGAGAUGCUCUUUACAUGGGCACGCUGCAAUGCAAAUGUCUCAGGCUGCAUCAGUCAUCUCAUUGAAGCGAUGAAGGAGAGUGACCGGGAAGAUAUCGCGGAGGAAAUACACAGUAUAAUUGAACUUGGCAAGAAGAAAUACCGCGAGUCCAUUUAUCGAGUUGGACUGAGCCAGGAAAGCAGCAAUGAAGAUUCAGCCAUUGCAAUGGUCUAACCGUGAAGGCACUGGUCUUCGAUCGCAGAUCAAUGAAAAUGCAUUGAACCUUUGGUGAUGGUGCUACAGGAGAAUUAGAAUUUUAUUCAAUAUUUAUUUUUGAUGGAAGUCAGUGUCAAGGAGCGUAGUGAACUCUUGGGAGUUCUAUUGGAAAAUUGCAUCACAAAUUUCUGGGUUUGUAUUUUAUGUAAAUAUAGAGAAGGCUUCAAGACUGAACACAAAAUUUGAAACGAUGAGCAAUUUACAAUAUUAUUUCAAUUAGAGUGAAGAGCCCUUUAUUUCACUGAUUGUUUGAUUGAUACUUUAUUGUCAUGUGUACUUGGUACAGUGAGAUUCUUUGUUUUGCAUACAGUACAUGUAAGUCGCCAUGUAAAAGGUGCCGACAAUGUUACAAAAGUAUUCAAUACAGUGCCUCUUCCUUCUCCCCCAUCUUGUGUGUUACUAAGAGGAGCACAUUACUUAUCCUUGUACCCUCAUGCCAAUACGUGUUUGCAGUUACUCACUGGAACUUACUAGCACUGGAACAAACUGUCCACCUUAAAUCUACAUCAAAGAUUUACUCCAUCAGAAUCUGCUAGUCAAAGCCCUUCCUGUUCCCCAUGCAAUUUUGGUAGAAGGAGUGUUUUCCCAUUUAGAAACACAAGCCUUUGCAUUGUGAGUUUCCUAGUAUUGCCGAACUCUGAUGAAUGGGUACGGUCUGAAAUUCUGGCAGAUCGGGUUGCUAUGAGGCAGUGACAAACCAGGAAGAGAACUUGGCAACACCACACAAUGUACGCCUUCUUACAUUGCAGGCGUCAUGUUAAUGCUUCCACCCUAAAGCUUGGUUUUUUAGAUGAAUGUUGUACUUCACAGUUUAGCAGGCCCAUAUAGAAUAACUAAAUUAGUAAGAAAGUGAGUUACUUAAUUGUUGAAGUUUUAAAACUUCCAGCAGCAAUUCCUAUGGACUGCUAAUCUCCAGGUCUGAUUGCAUUGCACAAGUGUAUUUUUUUUUCCUUCUUUUUCAACCUUUGUGCCCUUGCUGAGGGUGAUUGACAACAGAUCUUUCUAACUGUUGCAGAAACUUAGCCACUUGCACAGAAGUUCACAACCACACAGUUUUUGAAACUUAUAGCUGCUGGCAUCCAUAGCAAAUGAUAGACCAGGAAUACAUCUUUGAUAAGCAAAUAAUUAUUCAUUUAAAAGUUGAACUCCUACGUACUAGAAUGGGUUGUUCCUUUCCAAUAUGUGGUAGGGUGUCAUCAUGGUCAUUCCAGAUAACUAGGACACCUGUAUAAAAGCUCUUUUACAAACAUAUUUCCUCUAAUAUUAACACCUGUAUUCAUGCAUUCCUACACCACUCUCUUUCACACAGCGCUGGAGUAGCUCAGCGGGUCAGGCUCUCUGACACACUGAGUUACUCCAGCAUUCUGUGUCUUCUUUUGUAAACUAGCAUCUGCACUACCUUGUUUCUGCCACUCUUUUUUACUUUGCCCCAUUAUCUCUUUUCUUAUCUAAUUCAAUCUAUCUUGCCCUCUGUCAAUGAUAUUUUUAAAUUCUUUUCCAUCUCUGCUUCCCAUCUGAGGCUUAAAACUUGUUUAUCGCUAAUCUUUUUCUCAAUAUAGAUGUGAAAAAUUAACUUUUUAAAUUUCCACGGGUACCUCCUAAUGUGUGUAUUUUAAAAUGUUUUGGUUAUACUACAGAUUUCAGUUCGACAGCAAAUUGCCAGAGUUUUUGAAUUAAAGUAACCUCGUACUGUUUGUUUUUAAAUGUUUCUCUUCAUUUAUUUAUGUGUAUAAAUCUGGGUAUUCAUGUAUGACAUCUUGAAAUAGUUUUUGCACAGAUCAUUAAUGUUAAUUGUUAAGGAUGCACUGAGCAUUAAGUGAAUACAUUAGUGAAUGUAAUUUUUUAAACAAGGCACAAUUUUAUGUUAAUUUAUUUUCAAACAGUGGAUUUGUUCAAUGAACUAUAAAGAGUGUACAGACAUGACUUAAUGUAUUCUAAAAUGAAUACAGCAAUAAAUGUUGUCUCUUAUUUUUAAAUAAUAAAGAUUGGUGAUUUUUUCCUUUCA
This is a messenger RNA of Leucoraja erinaceus (little skate), 7112 nucleotides long. It is a transcript of the gene pidd1, whose product is annotated as p53-induced death domain protein 1. The record is from RefSeq and is a predicted model, not a curated record. Bases 2429 to 5065 code for a protein of 878 amino acids. Lineage: Eukaryota; Metazoa; Chordata; Chondrichthyes; Rajiformes; Rajidae. Gene Ontology annotation, molecular function: protein binding. Gene Ontology annotation, biological process: DNA damage response; apoptotic process; signal transduction. The transcript has 17 exons.